GUUCUGAUUGAGGAAAUGGCUGGAAAAUGAUUGAAUUGGCGUGAUAGUUGAGUUGUGAAUAAGUCUAGUGUUCCUAGUUUGUGUUUAGUAUUUUAAUUAUUUCUGAGUUUUGUUUUAGGGUCUUUCAUUUUGUAGUUUGAGUCUUUGUUUUCAUAUUAGUUUUCCCUGCCGAGGAGGGCAAUUUCUUUGUAAAUAGUCAUUGUUAAUUUUGAUUUGUAAACACUUAUUUCUUUUGCUGCUUUUAGGAUUCAUUAAGUUGUUUCUAGGAUUGCUUAGGUUCUUUUCUUUUCAUUGUUUUUGUAAAUAGAGUUUGUACUAGUUUUCUUCUUCUAUUUUUUUGUUUUUCUACCUUCAAUUUUCUGCUUUAAUUCCUUAGACCCUUCUUUGUUCAUUGCUUCUGUAAAGGUUAUUUCCUUUCUAGGUUAUGUUUUAAGCUGCCAUUAGGAAUUGUUUUUCCUUUCAUCUUCCUGUUUCUAUUAUUAGGAUUUGCAUAGGUUUAUAGUUACUUCUUUUCUUAUCUUCUUCCCUUUUCCUUUUGUUGUUUUCUUUCGUAGAACUUUGGUUUAAGAGUUGUUUUAGGUUCUUUUAUCCAGUCUUAGCUUGUAUAGGUUGUAUAUAGUUUAGGAGAUGAUGUUAGACAUUUCUAGGUUCAUCUUAGGUUCUGUUUCAUACUCUCAUUCAUUCUUUGCUUAUUUAACUCAUUUCUUAGUUUCAUUUCUUUUGAUUAGAACUGUUAGUUGUGUUUUCUGCUUUAGAGUCAUGUAGAAGUAGUCUUAGCAUUAAGUUUUUGCAUCUNAGUUCAGUCCUGGCUGAAUUAAGUUGUUUUUCAAAUGCUGGGACUGCUGAAACUGAUGUUUAAAGUUGAGAAAUAUGAUUGUUCAGUUCUGAUUGGGGAAAUGGCUGGAAAAUGAUUUAAUUAGCAUGAGAGGUUGAGUUGUUAAUAAAUCUAGUGUUCCUAGUUUGUGUUUAGUCUUUUAAUUGUUUCUGAGUUUUGUUUAGGGUCUUUCAUUUUGUAUUUUGAGUCUUUGUUUUCAUUUUAGUUUUCCCUGCCAUUGAGUGCUUACAGGCUGUCAGGUUUUCUCAUUCUCUGAAAAACAAUUGAUGCAUGAUGUAAUCUUUCCGAGUCACUUUACACACGUCCACUUUAGGAACUGUUAGGCUGUAGUAAUGCUUUUACUUGAAAAGCAUAGUAGACACAACAUACUUUUGAUUAAUACAGACUCUUCUCUAAUUUCUUCCUUACCUAUUUGAAAAUCUUGAGAUUAUGUAUUUUAUUAUUUUUAUCUGAUACCUUGUUGAUUUUCUAUUAUAUAUGAUAAAUAGAAGACAAGUGACUUUUCUUUUUNUCGUCAGUAAUGUUGAUUUAUGUAUUCCGUUAUUUAAAAUGAUAGUAUUAAUUUUUGUUUUCUCCAUUCUGGUUUAGAUAAAUUGUGUAUUGUGGCCAUUGUGCUUUAUUUUUUUUAUGUAUCCUAAUAGUAUAUUAUUAUUUAUUAAUUGCUAGUUAUUGCCCUGGGUAUGCUGACAACCUAAGCUCUAGAGUGCCCGGACUUUGCUUUUUAGUAUAGGGUUCAAAUCUCCUACUGCGACCACCUUGUGUCCAGGGUACCAUCCUUGAAAGGGGUUUAACUCUACACCUUAAUAGUUUGGAGGCGCCUUGCGCUAUUCUCUAGAAUUGUUUUGUAGGAUUUUAUUUUCUUGAAGAUUUUUUCAAAGUGAUAAUAUGGUAACUCAUCAUAUAUUUCAAAUCCUAUGAAUAUGCUUCUGUAGUUUGCAAUUUUCCAAGUUUCUGGUAUAUCUAUUUUAAUGCGUUCUGUCAUUUUAUGUUUUUAAAUAUGAAUGAGAAAAUACUGUUUACUCAAUAACAUAUGUUGACCUCUAUUGCUUGAAAGAGUUAUAUGGUGUUGCUGCAAAAUUUGAGUUUAUACUAUUAAAAUGUUUCUUUAUUUUGCUGCUUUUACUGUUAGUACUCUCAACUUUUUUUCAUUAGUAAAUGAUACUUUUAAUUGACUCUUCAAAAUCUGCUCCCUCUCCAGAUUUAUUAUUAUAUCUCAUCGAAGAUGGUUGCAAUCUGAAGAUAUUAUACUGGUUAAAUUUUUACUUGAUGUUAUCGAUUGCUCUCAUGGUGUGCCAUUUUUGGAUGCCUCAUUCAAUUUGUAAAGAAAAAUCUACUGGGAUUAAUAUGAGAUUUUCCACAGAAAGAAGUUCCAGUGAAUUACAGACAGUGGCUUUUGAGAUGCUCAGUGAAGCAAUCUCAAGAGCUGGUUCAUCCUUCCCUGUUGACAUUUGGAGAUCAAUUCUGGAGGUGUUCAGGAAAACAAUGGACGUCUUGGCAUUAAAGCCCCCUGUUGUGGAAGAUAGCGCUAUGUCCAGGUUUUACGAAUCUUUUCUGUGCUGUCUACAUCUUAUCCUCAUUGAUCCAAAAUGUGCAGUUCCGGAUCAUGUGUCAGUUUUUGUUGCUGUUCUGCGAAUGUUAGAUAGUGAGUCUUCUACUAUUAAUGUCACGUCUUCAGAUUCAGAGUUUAGUGAUGGAGAUGGAUCAGCUAAUGAUNGUGGCAGAGUGCAGAACUCAAGGGUUAGAGUAGCUGCCAUAACUUGCAUACAGGAGUUGGAGGGACAUGGAACUCAAGUUUUGGAUAUUGAGUUGUGCAUAUGACAGGAAAGUGGUUGAGAAAACAGUCGUGGCAGUUAGGAUAGGAGAAAACGUUGGGAAGCUGAAGAAUGAAGGGCUACCUUCAGAAUUUUGGUCUUGGAGGAAAUAUGGACAAAAAUAAACCAAAGGGUCUCCAUAUCCAAGAUUUUUGGAGUUUUCAAGAUUGUCGUAAUUCCUCUGUCGGGUGAACUUUCAAAUGAGCAUGCUUCGAAACCGUUUUUGCUCCUUUUUAUCAUCUUCACGUAUGAUCUGGUUAAAGAAAAGCGUGCAGAACUUGAAAAAUUAAAAUCUACUUUUGUCAGGAGAGCAUCUGAAUUCUUGAGAAAUUAUUUUGCUAGCUUGGUGGACUUCAUGAUAAGUGAUAAAAGCUACUUUUCUACAUAUUUGUUAUAGAAUUGUUAUCCCUGGAGUCUUUUGAUUGAAUUUAUUGGUAUAAUUUUUUCCGCUUGCUCGAAACAGCGAGGACAGUUAAAGAGGCCUGAUCAUGCUGACCUGCGGUACAAGUGCAGGACAUAUGCACGUCUUCUGCAACAUUUGAAGAGUCUUGACAAGAAUUGCUUGGGUCCGCUGAGAAAAGCUUAUUGCAGUUCUCUAAACUUGCUUCUUCGUAGGGAGUAUAAAGGAUGAGUGUGAGCGUGAACCUGUGAUACAAACAGCAGCCUUAGCACCUCUUGUGGACGUUGUAAAAUUGCAAGGAGGUUUGAUUAAUGACAAAUAUCAAGCAUGACAAAAAGGGAGUUUCUUUUAUAUCAAAGGCUUCUAAUAUGUUUAAAUUGUGUUGUAUGGCCUGCAAUUGAUAGAAUUAUAAUUGUUUGAUGUGCUGAACUAGUAGAAUUGUUUGUGCAGUAUCAGUUGAGACGUUAUUUGAGAGCAAUAAGGAUCAAUUCUGUGCAUCAAGUUUACAAGAUCGAGAAACGGAAGUUCUAAUUGCUUUAUCUUUUUGUGCAAACUGGUUUGGUUAAGGGUGUAAAUGACAACAGCUUUGUUCAUUUGUGUUGCAGGAUUGGAACAUCAAGCUUCAUGAUGAGAUCGAGCUAGUUGAAGGCCACAUUUUGAUCCAGUGAAGCAUUGCAGCAGUGGACUGUACCAAGAAAGUAGCGUAGCUCUUGUUUUUUAUUUUCCUUGUAUUUGAUUUGUAAUGGGCUUGUGUCAACCCACUGUUACUCUUAGUUUUAGCUUUGGUUUGUAAAA
Messenger RNA from Vigna radiata var. radiata (mung bean), 3841 nucleotides. RefSeq lists its product as uncharacterized. The record is from RefSeq and is a predicted model, not a curated record. Bases 1991 to 2653 code for a protein of 220 amino acids. The transcript is spliced from 9 exons. Lineage: Eukaryota; Viridiplantae; Streptophyta; Magnoliopsida; Fabales; Fabaceae.